Peromyscus eremicus (cactus mouse) is the source of this 1847-nucleotide messenger RNA. It is a transcript of the gene Stbd1, whose product is annotated as starch binding domain 1. Gene Ontology annotation, molecular function: glycogen binding; starch binding. The record is from RefSeq and is a predicted model, not a curated record. Gene Ontology annotation, cellular component: membrane. NCBI's taxonomy places the organism in Eukaryota, Metazoa, Chordata, Mammalia, Rodentia, Cricetidae. Bases 59 to 1069 code for a protein of 336 amino acids. The transcript is spliced from 2 exons.
CCGCGCGGGUGAGCGGAGCCCUGGUCCGCGCCCGGUAGUCUCCCGCAGCCUCUCAGCCAUGGGCGCCGUCUGGUCCGCCCUGCUGGUCGGCGGGGGUCUGGCGGGAGCGCUCAUCCUGUGGCUGCUGCGGGGCGACCUUGGGGCCCCGGGGAAAGACGGGGGUGCGAAGCCGCAGAAGGACGUACCUCCAGGAGAGGCUGCGGCUCCGGGAGGCGGUCCGGGUGGUGGUGGCGGUGGCGGUGGCGGCCUGAGCCCUGGACCUUCCGAACGGGUGCUGGUCUCCAAACCAGAGCAGCUUCAAGAAAACAAUGGACAUUUGCUUUCCGAGACCAAAGAUCCUGGUGACCUGCAGGGAGUACAGAGACUGCAGAAUGCUGGAGCAGACUGGGGCAAUGCCAGAGAGUAUGUUCCUGCUGGAAAGAUUCCAGACACACACUCCAGGGCCAACCCAGAAGUGUCAAGGAACCAAAGCCUGGAAGUUCAUGGAGGAGAGCGGAGACCCUGCAAAGGACAAGGAACAGCUGGGGGCGUGGUGGAGAAGCCGCCCUGCGGCAGCCUGCUCGGGGACAUAGCUAAAGCAGCCGGCCUUGCGCAGGCCAGUCAGGACCCGGCAGGCCACGAGGACUGGGAAGUGGUGUCUCGGCACUCAUCUUGGGGGGAUGUUGGUUUGGGUGGCAGUCUUGAGGGCCUAAGGCAGGGGAUGGAUGAUGGCAGAGGCACUCCUGUGGGAGGAAGAGGCUGGGGAGCAGAUGGGAAGGUGGUGUCUCUGGAACCUCAGAAGGUCAGCAUCCAGUUCCAGGUGCACUACACCACGAGCACCGAUGUGCAGUUCAUUGCAGUAACUGGAGACCAUGAGAAUCUUGGGGGAUGGACCACGUACAUCCCACUCCACUACUGUAAGGACGGGCUGUGGUCUCAUUCCGUCUUCCUGCCUGCAGACACGGUGGUGGAGUGGAAGUUUGUAUUGGUGGAGAACAGGGAGGUCACUCGCUGGGAAGAAUGCAGCAACAGACUCCUGCAGACUGGCCAUGAGGAUAAAGUGGUUCACGGGUGGUGGGGGAUCCACUGACUCCCUCUGCAAAGCAUCCGCGAGGCUGCCGCAGAACGUGGAAGAGGCUAAGGCUGUAGAGUACACUGCAUAAUUUAAAGGCAGUGUGAUUCCAUUUGUAACCAUCAGAGUUCUCUCAGAGUUGCUAGUGUGGCUUUUGUCCAAAAUGUAGGAAGACGUAUGCAUGCAGAUAUAGUGCUUCCUGUGAGCAGGGACUUUCCCCUUGUUGCCUUGACAGGUUUGUGCUGACACAUCAUUACUUGAGGGAUUGAUCGUCCCUGGGUAGUUGGUUUGGCUAAGACUGAGGUAUGGACUCUGGGCAAGGAGAAACUACCCAGCUGCAAAAGUACGAGGCAGAGCCUGUAGGAGCUCCUAGAACAGGGAGGCGACAGCAAGCCUCAUCGAAUCCAGCUAAGCAACGCUGUUUACAUUAACAGUGACACCAUGUGGAACUGUGACCAGUCAGGAUCUGAGUGACGCUGGAAGACUCCCCAGGAGUUUUUGUUCCAUUUUAAGUGCCGAGGGUGGGUGCGGAGUUAGCAGGCAUGUCUUUGUCUUGACGCUUUAAAGUCUGAGUUGAUCAUCCAGGAAGUGGAGCAUGAGAGGGUUGGGUGUGAGGUGGUGAGGUGGCUUGAAGGGGACACCAUAUUUCUUUGAGGACUGGGGGUUACAGGUCCGAGUCUGGCUCCAGCAAGGGGUGUGUGCAUCCUUUACCCACAGCGCCCUGUCAGACCAUCUCUGUUCACUUCCCCAUCCUGGUCCCACCAGGUCUCACAGGUGGGCUGCCCUAGAGAGGGUU